This is a messenger RNA of Zymoseptoria tritici IPO323, 6114 nucleotides long. RefSeq lists its product as uncharacterized. Gene Ontology annotation, biological process: intracellular protein localization; endocytosis; retrograde transport, endosome to Golgi. The coding region runs from base 1 to 6114 and encodes 2037 amino acids. Gene Ontology annotation, cellular component: Golgi apparatus; membrane; endocytic vesicle. The transcript has a single exon. The record is from RefSeq and is a predicted model, not a curated record. Lineage: Eukaryota; Fungi; Ascomycota; Dothideomycetes; Mycosphaerellales; Mycosphaerellaceae.
AUGGUGGAACCCGAAGAAACAUCCGCCGCGCCCACGAAACCCGCGACUCCGAAUGGAAAUGCGGAACUGUCAGCCUUCCAACUCGACAUAACAAAACUCCACGCCCUACCUUCUGAACAGCAAGGCCUCUACCUCCUCACCUUUACCGCCGAUCUCGCUCGCCAUGUCGAAACGAUCAGCGCCGACGAUGUCACUGCCGAGCAGGUUGCGAUCAAGAAGGAGCUCAUGCAACUGGUCAACCUCACUUCUCCGGCCCCGACGAGAGUGAUUCGAAAGAACAUUGGACGAUGUUUUCACGCGAUUCUUACAAGAGGAAGCAGGAAAGUCUUGUACGAGUCGAUCAAUGACAUGGUCGCGAUUGUCAACAGUGGGAAGGACAAGGAAGUCAAGACAAAGCAUGCUGCGAUAUACUGCUUGGGAGUGAUAUUCGAAGCUGCAGGUGAUAGCGCGAUCAGCUUGUCACCACUGGCCUGCAACGCGAUUCUGAAAUUCGCAAAGUCAGCUGGAAGUGAUACUGGUCUGCGUAGUGCCAUCUACCGGGCGUUGGGGAGAAUUGCCAAAGGUAUAGCAGUCGCAAUAGACGAGGACUUGGGACGGUCAAUAUGGAAGAUGGCAAGGAAUACAGCAGGUGGAGAGAAAUCCCUGCUGGUUCAGGCGAGCGCUUGUUGGUGUUUGGAACAGUUGAUUCGGACGACUGCAUACUUUGACAACUCGAACGACUUUGAGAAGCUGCAGGCAGCGUUGUGGAAAGCCAUGGAGAGCUCAGCUGUGCCAGUUCGACACGCGGCUGCUUCUUGUCUGGCAGCGAUACUGGUCAAGAGCUAUUCCGAGGCUCCAAAUAAACAUGCUGUGCCCAAGGUCAAGAAGCCAAAGAAAUCAAAGAAAGCCACGCCAGGAGAGGACCUCGAGGACGAUGGCGAACGACCUUCAUCUCCAGUUCCAGAAAAACCGGCCACCGCACUGUCGCUUAGCUUGCUGGAGAUUCUCAAGCUUCUCUCGUCCCAUUUCUGCAAGCCCACCACGCCGAAUAAGGCACGUGCAGGCAUCGCUGUAUGCUAUGCAAAGCUAUUCAAGGCUUUGGGCGAGGGCGUCGUGGAGAAGCAGUAUAAUGAGAUCGCGAUGCAUCUUUUCCGGGAACUGCUGAAUUACCCUGGCUGGCAGUAUAACCAAUAUCGGCGAUUGCUGAGCAGAAAGUUCGUCCGGAUCAUCUUGGAAAGGGUCAUAGCUCCAAUGCUCGGAGAGACUGCGCAAUUGAAUGCCUGCCGAUUCCUGCUCAACGAUGUCAUCAAGGACUAUCCUCAGACUGUAAAGGAGCGUCCCGAGCCGUCAAAGGCCAUUCUCACUGGAGCUAUCAGCGCAAUGACAUCGCUCGUUGCGCGACUGGACGCUGCCACCGGCGUAAUAGCCGAAAAUUGUCGGGAAGGCCUUUUGCAGGUCUUACAGCAUCCAUCCUUCACAGUCCAGAUUCAAGCUUCUCGCGGUUUGCGCGCUUUCGUCCUGGCAUGUCCGCAGCAGUUGCUGCCGGCAGUCACGAUUUGCAUGAACAGCGUGAGCCGUGAGUUGGGCUUACUGGGAGGACAGGGGCAGAGCCCAAGACGCUGUGUCGCAUACGCGCAUGGCCUUGCUGCGAUACUGAGCACCUCGAGUAAGCAUCCGCUGUACGGAUCCGUCGAUGUGUAUGCGCGGGUCCUGCAGCAGGCUACCACGCUGCUCAAAUCCAGUGGAAGCUCUGAUCUCCGGAUCUCCAGCUGCCAGUUGCAGGUGGCCUGGAUCAUGAUCGGAGGGUUGAUGUCGUUAGGCCCCAACUUUGUCAAGAUUCAUCUAUCGCAGCUCAUGCUGCUGUGGAGGAACGCUCUGCCGAAGCCCAUGUCGCGAGAAAAUAUCAGUGGACGGAACAUGCUUGAGUUGAGCUACCUGGCUCACGUUCGAGAAUGCGCCUUGGGCUCCAUCAAGUCGUUUUUGUCUUACAACCAACGACUGCUGACGUCUGAUACUGCACGCCGGCUGUCAGGGAUGCUAGAGAACACGGUCGCAUUCCUGCAAAGCUUACCUAGCAGACGCACAAGCGACGAUCCUUCCAACCGAUUGUCUGCAGCCCUUCAGUUGCAGGACUACGAGGUCAUGGUCAGGCGGCGAGUGUUCGAAUGCUUCUCGCAGCUUCUCGUUCUAAGUCCAGCUGGCAGCAUUGAAGCGACAGCUCAUUCGACAAUUCUGCCACUUGCUGUGGCCUCCUUCUCAGACGCCGAGUAUGAUGCUCCAAAUUCAUUGAGUGCUGCCAUUGCAAGUGCUGCGGGCUCAUUCGAAAGCAUUUGGGACUUAGCAGAUAACUAUGGCUUUGGUGUGUCUGGGCGGAUAUGUGGGCUGGACCUUCGUAAUCCUGUGAAUGGUAAGAUUGAGCGGCACUGGACGAGUCGAACAGACGAAGAGGCCAGUAUCGACCAAUCCAUAUUGUCUCCCAUCGGGACAGCGGCUGAGAACGACCCUACUUGCUGCUAUCUGAACAUAGCACAGGACGAGGAUGACCUUCCAAGUCCGCCCGCCACCGGGGCUGUGGAUGCGGCCAUAGCUGCAUUCGGGCUAUGUCUGCCUCUCCAGGCUCCAAGAAUACAGGAAAGCAUGCUCGAGCAGAUCUCGGGUUCUAUGGGCGCGACCAGCUUACAGAAAGACCCUGCAAGGAAGGUUGCCAUCAACGCAAACGUAGUACUCGCUUUGUCGAUCGCCCUGAGAGUGACCACGGGAGACCUCGGUUCCGCGCGUGGCGAGUUGAAGAACAUGACCGCCGAGAAAGGACUGCAGGCUCUGCUGCAUGCGCUCAUCAAAGAUCCAGACGAUGCGACUCGUGCUCUAGCCGCGGCUGCCCUUGGUCGACUUUGCUCCAGUUCAGGAAUGUCCUUCACUGGCGCCGAGGUCACGUAUCUCACAGACACGAUCGUGAAGAAUCGGGAGCCACAUGUGCGCGCCGGUUGUGCUCUCGCAUUGGCCCACAUCCACUCUCAACUCGGUGGUAUGGCGGCUGGCCUCCACAUGAAGAACAUCGUGGGAAUAUUGAUGUCACUUGCGGCAGACACUCAUCCACUGGUGCACUUCUGGGCGCUAGACAGCUUGUCACAAAUCGCCGAGUCAGCUGGACUGAACUUCUCGGGAUAUGUGACUGGCACGAUUGGAAUGCUCAGUCAAUUCUACGUCUCUGAAACCCAUCACGAAGAGACGGUAGCGCAGGCCUCGUCAAACAUGUCAAUGGACCUGCAUGUGAACGCUGCCAUCGCCCGCGGAGUCGACGCCAUCAUCAAUGUACUUGGUCCGGAUCUUCAAGACAUGGCCAAGGCCAGGGACAUGAUCGUUACGCUAGUGCGUCUGUUCUCUGAGGAGGACGAUGUCGACAUUCUAUCAGAGAGUUUGAAAUGCUUGGAGCACCUAUCACUGUACGCGCCCGGUCACAUGGAGUUCACCCAGUAUGUUCGCCGACUGCAGAACGAUAUUAGUUCGCCCUCCCCUGAGAUUGCGAGCCUGGCGUCGCAUGGUCUAUUCACGCUCAUGCGACGAGAUGCCCCAGCCAUCGUCCGCACUGCGCAUCCUGGCCUCGAAGAUCGUCUCUGGGAGCUCCUCAACAAAGAGCCGAGUCAACCAUCGAUACAGAACAUUUUUGUGAACUGGCUGCAGCAGACCGGGUCAAGUAAUCCAGAUGAGUGGAUUCAAAGAUGCAACGACAUCUUGAUGAAGACCAUGGCCAAGAAUGAACAGCCUAAGACUGCACAAGUCAAAGACACCGCUGGGCCAGAUCUGCAAGACGAGGAGGCAGCCGGCUUUGCGGUCACUGCUGGCGCGAGUAAAGAAGAUGAGGCUCAGGCACCGUCAUCGACACAAGAACUCAUGCGCUGGCAGGUGCGUCUGUUCGCAAUGGAGUGUCUCCGGAACCUGAUUGCAAUGAUCAGGAAAGAGGCGACCGUGAGUGACAAUAGUCCAGGCGAAGCAGCACUCCAGCACAAGGUCGCUGAUGUGAUUCGUAUUGCCUUCUCUGCAUCUACUGCCGGCGUGGCCGCUCUGCGAGUAGUAGGCAUGCAAAUCAUCGAUCAGAUUCUGAAGAUGUUUGGCAGAACGCCUGAUCCUGAUUUCUCGGAAGCCAUGCUGCUCGAGCAAUACCAAGCGCAAAUUAGCUCGGCCUUGACCCCUGCUUUCGCUGCGGACUCAUCACCAGAACUCGCGGCGGCGGCUGUCGACGUAUGCGCCACGUUCACUGCUACAGGCAUCGUGACGGACAUUGAGCGAAUGGGCCGGAUUUUGAAGCUGCUGGUCUCUGCGCUUGACAGCUUCUCCCAAGAGACCGAAACCGCGAGCAUCGGAGAUCUCAAGUCACUGAGUUCCAAUGCACAAGUCAUGGUCCGCAUGGCGGUCUUCGCCGCUUGGGCUGAGCUUCAGAUCGCAAGUGCCGAGCAAAAGUAUCUCAUCGAUGUGGUCAAACCACACAUCGCUCAAUUGGUACCGCUCUGGAUCUCCUCGUUGCGAGAAUAUGCACGAUUGCGCUUCGAGCCAGACAUCUCAGCUACGACUGCUACGCCCGCAACCUCUGGCGACCUAGACAUGGUUUACGCUGCUCUCAACCGCGAGACUUUGUUGAAAUUCUACCAGGCUUCGUGGCUGAGUUUGGUGGAUGCUAUUGCCAGCUUGAUUGAUGAGGACAGUGAAUUCGUGUUCGCCGCCUUGGACGACAAACAAGCUGGGAAGGAGAACGGCGCUGAGAACGAUGGCGAGAAUACUAUUGUUCGCAAGACCGCCGGCAUCAACUACCGCGAAGAGCCGGUGGCCUUCUUUUUCGUCCUCUACGGCCUAGCGUUUGAGUCGCUGGCAGUGCGUAGCGGUGAUGAUGACGUUACAUCCCGGCAGCGGAACCUGGACAUUCUCGAAGCCGUGAAGAAGAUCUUGCGGCCAUCUGUGUCUGGCAAUGCCGUCUACCAGGAGGUCGUCUUCGCCGAGACAAUGGAUUUGCUUGACAGAAUGGUGCUGACCGAGAGCCUUGGAAUGCAGACGGUCAUCGUUGAGAUUGCACGUAACCUCUGCAUCGUUCAUCCGUCUGCAAGGCAAGGUCAGCAGACUCCGGUCAAUGGCGAGACACUGUCGGAUGACAUCGAGCAAUUGUUCGAAUUGACGCGCAUUAUCAUUCUGGUCAUCGCAGGCCUGAUUCCUGGACUCACCGAGACCCCGGUCGCGGCUCAACUGGAGUCUUCAGAAGAAGCCACAAGCCUUCUCAGAGGAUCAUUGCAGGCUCUCGUGGAUGUAGCAGAGGUCUUCCCCUCCAUCAUCAAGACCGACCUACACGCAUCGAUCUUUCACAUCUUCGUCACCAUUCUCGGAACCGCAACCUGCCAGACUGUGGUUGUGCCGCAGGCCCUGCCAAUCUUUCGCCGCUUCGUCGCCAGCAUUGCCGAGGACGACCGUCCUGAAACACGGCAGCAGGUUCAGAACGCACUCAAACGGAUGCUGGCCAUCCUGCGGAAUGCGCAGAAACGAGAGACUCAAGCAAGCCUGCCAUGUGAGAAGAACACGCUUUUGGCUAUCACAAUCCUUCUCUCUGCUGCACAGUCGUUCUUCAGCAGCGAUGACCCACUGCUAUUGAGAUUCCUGGGCGAACUACAAGAGUGUCUGGUCAGCUCUUCGACGUCCAAAGUCGCUGCAGGCUGCUACCGAACGCUCGUCAUGCAAGGAAUUUCUCCUCGGGUGACAUUUGAGCACGCUAUCAAGUUUCUAUUGAACGCACCCGACCUUGAGGGUAUGGACGAGACUAAAGCUGUGAUCGGCCAGACACUCACAGCAUACACAAUGAGACUGGAGCCAGACCAAAAGCCUGCCGCUGUUGUGCUGGUGGCCAAUGUGCUCUUGAACCGCGCAAGCAAGGACGGUUCAGCUUCGCAUCACAUUAUGGCCGCGCGGCUUUUGGAGCUCGCUGCUACCGACAGCGCCACCUUCCGCGCCCUUGUCGGUAGCAUGACUGGAGGUCGGAAGCAGUUGAUAGAGCAGAUCCUCAAGUCUCAGGCAGGCAAUCGCGGAGCCAGACCGGACUCCAGCGCUGACCGAGAGCCGACGAUUGCAUUGAAGAUGAAUUUUGGUGGUAGAAGUUAG